Molecule: messenger RNA, 1188 nt
Organism: Elephantulus edwardii (Cape elephant shrew)
Lineage: Eukaryota; Metazoa; Chordata; Mammalia; Macroscelidea; Macroscelididae
Gene: CHKB
Product: choline kinase beta
Exons: 11
Coding region: 1-1188 (395 amino acids)
Biological process (GO): phosphatidylethanolamine biosynthetic process; CDP-choline pathway
Cellular component (GO): cytoplasm
Molecular function (GO): ethanolamine kinase activity; choline kinase activity
Source: RefSeq, a predicted model, not a curated record
AUGGCGGCGGAUUUGACGGCUGUGGCCAGAGGCGGGGACCUCGGGGGCUGCCCGGCCAGCGACAGCUUGAAGCUGUCCAAGUGCCCGGACGCAGCCCCGAUCCGGCGGCGCACUUCAUCGCUGUCACGGGAUGCGGAACGCCGAGCCCACCAGUGGUGCCGGGAGUACCUGGGCGGAGCCUGGCGCCGGGUGCGGCCGGAGGAGCUGAGGGUGCACCCCGUGAGUGGUGGCCUCAGUAACCUGCUCUUCCGCUGCUCACUUCCCGACCACUUGCCCAGUCUUGGCACGGAACCCAGGGAGGUGCUACUUCGGCUGUACGGGGCCAUCCUGCAGGGUGUGGACUCCUUGGUCCUUGAAAGUGUGAUGUUCGCCAUCCUCGCUGAGCGAUCACUGGGGCCCCAGCUCUAUGGUGUCUUCCCUGAAGGCCGUCUGGAACAGUACAUUCCAAGUCGGACCCUGAAAACUCAGGAGCUUCGAGAGCCAGUGCUGUCAGCAGCCAUUGCCACCAAGAUGGCCCAGUUCCACGGCAUGGAGAUGCCUUUCACCAAAGAGCCUCGCUGGCUGUUUGGGACCAUGGAGAGGUACCUCCAGCAGAUCCAGGACCUGCCCCCUGCAGACCUCCCUCAGAUGAACCUGCUGGACAUUCACAACCUGAAGGAAGAGAUGAGCAGCCUUAGGAAGCUGCUGGACUCCACUCCAUCACCAGUGGUCUUCUGCCACAAUGACAUCCAGGAAGGAAACAUCUUGCUGCUCUCAGAGCCAGAAAAUGCAGACAGUCUCAUGCUUGUGGACUUUGAGUACAGCAGUUACAAUUACAGGGGCUUUGACAUUGGGAACCAUUUCUGCGAGUGGGUUUACGAUUACACUCAUGAGGAGUGGCCUUUCUACACAGCGAAGCCAGCAGACUACCCAUCCAGGGCACAGCAGCUCCACUUUAUUCGCCAUUACCUAGCAGAGGUGAAGCAAGGUGAGACUCCUUCCCACGAGGAACAGAGGAAGCAAGAAGAUGACUUACUGGUGGAAGUCAACCGGUAUGCACUGGCUUCUCACUUCUUCUGGGGUCUCUGGUCCAUCCUCCAGGCGUCCAUGUCCACCAUCGAGUUUGGGUACUUGGAGUAUGCUCAGUCUCGAUUCCAGUUCUACUUCCAGCAAAAGAGGCAGCUGAGUAGUGUCCACCCCCAGCCCUGA